This is a messenger RNA of Theileria equi strain WA, 1623 nucleotides long. RefSeq lists its product as hypothetical. Gene Ontology annotation, cellular component: nucleus. Lineage: Eukaryota; Apicomplexa; Aconoidasida; Piroplasmida; Theileriidae. The transcript has 6 exons. Gene Ontology annotation, biological process: DNA replication. Bases 1 to 1623 code for a protein of 540 amino acids. The record is from RefSeq and is a predicted model, not a curated record.
AUGUCAAACAAGUCUGUGACACGUUUGUACAAGAAUGGCAUAAUUGCCAACGAUAUACAUCUCAUCAUAAAGAAUUGGACUAUAGAUUACAAGGACAUCAGCAUGAUUUUAUCCGACGAUACCACAUUCUUUGCAAGUUUGAAGAGUGUGGUAAAUACAAAAGAUAUACAACAAUGCCGCAAGUUACUUGGAUUAGCAAACAAUAUUGAUCUAGCUAUGAUCUGUGUCAUAGUCAUGUCGAAUACAUUUGUUAAUAAUGAUGAUUUAGUUACCAACUGGGUGGCUUCCGAUAUGCAAGAGUCAUCCAUAAGGAUAUCUGUUCGCGGCAAAUUGCCCCCCGAAUUAAAAGCUAUUAACACUGGAACUAUAUGUGCAAUUUUAAACCCGGAUAUUAAAGAACAAAUGGUGAAAACAGACUUGAAGUGUAUAAAUAUUAGACAAAUGGAUGACAUUUUAAUCAUUGGAGAACUUGACGGUUUACAGUUUUGCAAGGGUAUUACCUCAAAGGGAACCGCGUGCAGAAAUUUUGUAUAUACGCACAAUCAAGGUGACUUUUGUAAAUUUCAUGUAAAGUCCGGGACAAAAACUAAAAAGGUCAGUUCGGCUGUUAAAACCAAUGUAGAGCAUCCCAACACAAAGGUAGGAUCUACCUUAACUGACGACCGAUAUAUCCAUAUUUAUCCAACCUCAAUAAAGAAGGUUAAUACUCCGUUCACAUUUACUGAUUCUGGAUAUUUAAACAAACCAAAAGAAACGAUUAAUAAAUUAGGGGAUCUUAACAUACUAGUACAAAAGGUCAUAAGUGAACGUAAUAAUGAUGUAAACAAAGACACACGUUCUCUCUCAAAUAACGAAACCAAAGCUAGGUCCUCCGGAAAUAUAACAAAGUCUGCACGCUCAAAAGAAUUUGAAAGGCUGGCUCAAAUGAUACAUGAACACUCCCUAAAGGGGACUAAAGAGUACAAACAAAUCCUCGGAUCGCUACAACUCAUAGUAAGGCGAUUAGAUGGUGUAAGUAGCGAUGUUAUUGAAAGAUGCGAAAUAAUGAAAUCGUGCAACCGUCUCUUGGACCAUCCCAUAGAGAGCAUAGCUAUAUCCAGCCUUAAACUUAGGAGAGCUAUAAGAAAACAUCUGAAGACUCCUAACAAGAAUUUGACAACACACAGGUUCACAGGCUCCGUUUGUAGCGGGCAUAAACCUACCCAGACAGAUACAAAAGAUGAGGAAGGUAUGAAAAUAAAGGAUCGAUUAAAAGAGUUGGAGAAGAUGGAUAUCGCUGAGGAGUAUAAACAAACCAUAAAGUUUAUAGAAGUUCUUGCAUACUACUGUGAGGAAUGUGAUCGAUGGGCCGAACACAUAAACCCGUACUGCAAACAGGAGAAUCACACAUUUAUAAGGAAGAAGGUUAAAAAGGAAUCACAUUUUUGUAUGAACGAAAAGUGCAGAUAUAAGUACUACUCUUUGAAUGGCCAAAACCCCACCCUCUGCCCCAAGUGUAAAGAAUCCACGAUCAUUUCUGAGAAAACUUCAUUUUAUAACCCUAGACCAGAUUAUUUGUUGCCUAACGAAAUCCUGUUAGACUGCGAAAUCGGUGCACAUAGACCUAGGGAUGCGAAUUCUUAA